AUGGGGUCCAGUCGGCGGAGAGGCACAGUGUGUGUCCGGUCCAGAGCAGCGGUGAUGCCUCUCCAAACGCGCUCGCUUUCAGAGCCGGGGUCCGCGGCACAGGCUCUGCGGGAGCUGCCGCGCUGGAUGCGGUUAUACUUCUACGGGAUGCACGGUGUGACCCUGGACGUUCUGCUGUCCUCUCUUCAAGGGGUCUUCAAAGACCGCGACCCGAAGCUGCUGGGCUUCUCCUCGGUGUAUCUAGGCAUUGCGCACUCACUGAGCCAUCUGGCUCUGGAGAAAUUGUAUGCGCAAAGAAGGAGCUUCCGAGGGCGGCCUGUGCUCUUUCACAUGGUAGUGUACCCCUCCAUCUACAUCGGACUGCAGGUUCUCAUCGGGGGUAUUCAUGCUCUCACGCUGCUGCUGCAGUACCUCUUGGCCCUGUACUUCUCUCAGGUGUUCCACAGAGGUCUGUCCCAGCUUCAGUAUGGACCCUCAAGCGUGUCUCCUGUGAAGAGCAGGGGCCCUCCGCAGGGCCUGCCAGGGUUCCUCCACUUCCUGUUUUUUGGGAUGCAUGGUCUUGUGGAUGAAGUGGUGUUCACAUCUAUGUUUAACCUGGUGGAGAAGGCAGACCACAGCCUGAGCGGACACACUUCACUGUGGUCCUUCAUGAUGUAUGGCAGCUGUAGUUUUGCAGUGGAGAAGCUCUACCUGCAUCUCCACUUCACACGAGGCUGGGGCACAUUGAGGAGGCUGCCUCUCUACGUGUGUGUGGCCUACAGCUGGGAGCUGAGCUGGGGGCUGUUGCUCCGACAGUUUGGGGCGUGCUCCUGGGACUACUCGCACUACCCCAUGCACUUCAUGGGGCUGGUAACACUUCUGUACCUGCCCGGGUGGGUGUGCCUCAGCCUGUACCAGGACGUCCUGACCAACGUGCUGCUCCGGAUCAAGUGCAGCAAAGAGCACGCCAAUGGACCAGGGCCCUGCCAGCUGAACGGACAGACACAACCCAGCAAAAAACUGUUAUAA
This is a messenger RNA of Boleophthalmus pectinirostris (great blue-spotted mudskipper), 1008 nucleotides long. It is a transcript of the gene tmem229a, whose product is annotated as transmembrane protein 229A. The transcript is spliced from 2 exons. Lineage: Eukaryota; Metazoa; Chordata; Actinopteri; Gobiiformes; Gobiidae. Bases 1 to 1008 code for a protein of 335 amino acids. The record is from RefSeq and is a predicted model, not a curated record.